GGAGGAGGUGGAGGUUGGACUUCGGUGGAUAUAAGCUCAUCCUCUUCACCGUCAAAUUCAACAAAUAUCGAUAAUACUCAACAAGGAGGCUGGAAUUUUGUACGUGCGACAACUACAAGUAACACAAGUGGAUGGAAUUCGUCACCAGCAUUUAAAUACAGUGGCUGGUCUUCAACAGUAAUAUCUUCAACAAUAAAUCAACCAAAUAAUAUUAAUACUGGAUCAGAUACAUCAGAUACUGUAAAUUUAUCUAAUAAUACAGCGAAUAAAUCAAAAUCAAAACUAACAUUUGGAAUCGGUAAAACAUCUGGAGACACUUCAGAGAUUCAAAAACCAGCCUUUAAAUUUGGAUUCAAGAAGAAAUAA
Funneliformis mosseae is the source of this 366-nucleotide messenger RNA. NCBI's taxonomy places the organism in Eukaryota, Fungi, Glomeromycota, Glomeromycetes, Glomerales, Glomeraceae. The record is from the annotation of a GenBank genome assembly.